AUGGCUGCUCAGCAGGACAUCAACAUACGACCAGCUACACCAGCAGACAGUGAUGUAAUCAUCAGGCUUAUCAAUGAGUUAGCUAAGCACAUAAAACAAGAAGAUGAAGUCAAGAUGAACGCUGAUGUUUUAAAAAAGGAUUGCUUUGGUUGCAAACCACUCUUUUACUGUAUAGUUGCUGAGCAAUGUCAGAAAGAUUCGUCUCAACUGGUUGGUUAUGCCCUCUACUUUUCCAUCUAUUCCACAUGGGAGGGGGCCUCAUUGUACCUCGAAGAUAUAUAUGUAACUCCAGCCUACAGGACUCGAGGUAUAGGAAAACAGCUGUUGAAACACGUAACGCAGGCAGCUCUUGAUAUGGGAUGUAGUCGCCUGCAGUUGUCUGUGUUGGGCUGGGAUAAAAUGACGAAAGAUUUUUACACCCGCUAUGGCUAUGUUGAUCUGACAGAAAAACAAGACUGGCAUGUUAUGAGAAUGCAGCGCAAAGCCAUGGAGGAAUUUGUAAGAAAUGUUUAA
Molecule: messenger RNA, 513 nt
Organism: Physella acuta
Lineage: Eukaryota; Metazoa; Mollusca; Gastropoda; Physidae
Product: thialysine N-epsilon-acetyltransferase-like
Molecular function (GO): N-acetyltransferase activity
Source: RefSeq, a predicted model, not a curated record